Molecule: messenger RNA, 447 nt
Organism: Erythranthe guttata (spotted monkey flower)
Lineage: Eukaryota; Viridiplantae; Streptophyta; Magnoliopsida; Lamiales; Phrymaceae
Product: ubiquitin-conjugating enzyme E2 5A
Source: RefSeq, a predicted model, not a curated record
AUGGCGGCUGCUCAGAGAGUUCAGAGAGAACUGAAAGAAAUGCAGAAGGACCCUCCUUCCUCCUGCAGCGCUGGGCCUGUGGGCGAAGAUAUAUUCCACUGGCGAGCCACCAUUAUCGGGCCGUCGGGCAGCCCAUUUUCCGGUGGGAUAUUCGCUUUGGAUAUUCAUUUCCCACCGGACUAUCCAUUUAAACCACCCACUGUGUUUUUUAAAACAAAGAUUUACCAUCCAAACAUCAAUGGAAAUGGCACUAUUUGUCUGGAUAUCCUCAAAAAUCAGUGGAGCCCUGCCCUUACUAUAUCAAAGGUGUUGUUGUCCAUAGGCUCUUUGUUGACCGAUCCAAACCCGGAUGACCCAUUAGAAGAACAGAUUGCUAGAAUCUACAAGGAAAAUAAAGCCCAGUAUGAAGAAACUGCUCGGAAAUGGACCCAAACCUAUGCCAUAUAA